AACCCGGAAGCGACAGGCGGAAAUCAACAGAUCCACCACCUCACACUUCGAGCUGAACGUUUUCGGAAUCUGUUUUUUGUCCUGACAGGAAAGAGCAGCGGGGAGGUUGUAAAAAGGCGAUGCUGCGGCUGUGAGCGGACCGACACGGACGGAUGGACCGACGACCCAGCGGACAGUCCAGUCCCAGACUGCACAUUUAACACCGACUUAUGGCCCUGAUGCUCAGCUAGCUGAGGGAGACGGUGACGCAUCAUGUUUCUGAAGACGUCCUUCACCACCUUGGUCGUGGGGGUGUUUGUGGUGUAUGUGCUGCACACCUGCUGGGUGAUGUACGGGAUAGUGUACACCAAACCCUGUGAUCACCCCAAGGGGCACAACUGCAUCACCCCCUUCCUAGCAGGGAACCCAGAACUACAGCUGAGUGUCUACACCGCAUUACAGUCAAAUGCAAAUGGAGGCCAUACACUCAUCCACAAAGAGGAGAACUUUGAUGUCAACAGCAAGUUUGAAAGGAUAGUCAAUGUCUCCCUCCCUAAGAAGACUUGUAAUAAUGGAACUCUAUACGCGCUGAUAUUUGUCCACCAAGCCGGUCUCAGCCCGUGGCAGGACACACGGCAGGUCCACCUGGUGGCUCAGCUCACCACCUACAUGGUUCCAAAACCACCGGAAAUCUCUCUCAUAUCCGGAGAGGAUCAAACGGAGGAUCAGAAACAAGAAGCCCAGAAGAAGAAACAGCAGGACGGCAACCCGACAGCAGGAACCGGGGCUAAAGAUGAUGCCACUUCUUCAUCCGAUCGGCCCGUUUCUCACUGGCGCUCCCGCCUCACAUUCAACAUCGUCAGUGACCACUUCCUGUUUGACAGAGAGUACCUUCCCAGUGAUGUUCACAGAUACCUCCGAGUAUUCCAGAACGGGAAAAAGAUGGUGUAUCUACCUCUGCUGUUUGUUGACGAGCUCAGCAACCGGGUCAAAGACCUUGUGGAAAUCAACGGUACUUCCAUGGAGCUGCCUCUGACCAUCUCCUAUGACCCCAUCUCCCUGGGGAGGCUUCGAUUCUGGAUCCACAUGCAAGAUGCUGUUUACUCUUUGCAGCAGUUUGGUUUCACAGAGAAGGAUGCUGAUGAGAUUAAAGGAAUUUUUGUGGAUACAAACAUGUACUUCCUGGCUCUGACCUUCUUUGUUGCUGCAUUCCAUCUCCUCUUUGACUUCCUGGCUUUCAAAAAUGAUAUCAGCUUCUGGAAGCAGAAGAAGAGCAUGGUGGGAAUGUCCAGCAAGGCAGUGCUUUGGAGAUGUUUCAGCACCAUAGUGAUUUUCCUCUAUUUGUUUGAUGAGCACACAAGCCUCCUUGUUCUCAUACCUGCUGGGAUCGGCUCCAUCAUUGAAGUGUGGAAAGUGAAAAAGGCUUUAAAGAUUCAGGUUUUCUGGAAGGGAGGCAAACCAACAUUCCUGUUUGGAAAAUUGGAUGAAUCGGAGAGGAGAACAGAAGAAUAUGAUACUUUGGCCAUGAAGUACCUGUCAUACCUCCUGUACCCUUUGUGUAUUGGAGGGGCUGUGUAUGCGUUGAUAUUUCUUAGAUAUAAGAGUUGGUACUCAUGGUUGAUCAACAGCUUGGUGAAUGGCGUAUAUGCAUUUGGUUUCCUCUUCAUGCUCCCUCAACUAUUUGUCAACUACAAGCUGAAAUCUGUGGCCCACCUGCCCUGGAAGGCUUUCAUGUAUAAGGCGUUCAAUACCUUCAUCGAUGAUGUGUUUGCGUUCAUCAUCACCAUGCCGACAUCUCACCGACUGGCCUGUUUCAGAGACGAUGUGGUGUUUCUCGUCUACCUUUAUCAGAGAUGGCUCUACCCGGUGGAUAAAACCCGGGUAAAUGAAUAUGGAGUUUCAUACGAUGAGAAACCCAAAAAGAAAACCCACAAGGACUAGAAGGACAAGGGGCUCCCUGAAUAAAGGAGGAGUGAGUAGGAUUUGCUGACAUCUAGCAGCAAUGCUGCAGAUUGCAACCCUCUGACCACCCACUUACAUCAGUCUCCCUUAAACUGGCUGCUAAAAACGUUAGUGUGUCUUUUUAUAAGCCCUUUAUACUGCAAACGGCCCUUUAUAGAUGAUUACUAUGAUAAUUAGAUUUGUCUAUUCCGUGCAUACUGCACCAACCACAUCAGUGCAACAUGAUCAGGUUAUGGAAGAAUGUACUCAAAGUAAACAGAAAUUGCUCAUUUUUAAGGUAACAAAACCAUCUUAUUUUAAUGCUGUUCUUCGACAAUUGAUAUCUUAUUAAAUGUAUCCCCAAAUAGCCUCCUAAAUGUUGGUGUAACUUUCACUAACAAUCAAGUUCAGUGUAGUGAUUUGGAGAAGGCAUUCUUUACUUUAGCCAGCUGGCUGCAAAAAUAUUCUUGGGAUUUAUAACGUGUUCAAAUUGUCUUUAAUUGCAGGGUUAUAUGGAGCAACAUGUGCUUAUCUCUGCUCAGUUCUGUUCUGACUGACACCAAGGACUGUAACUUUACCAUGAUCAUCACGACACUGUUGGUUGUUACUACAGCAACGUGGGUGUACUAGAUUACAUUUUUGUCAAAGCGAAUUUUAAACAUUAUUUUACAUUUACAAAUUUCAGUUAACUGACUUAACUAACCCGCUUCAGUCCAAAUGUUUAUCAUGCCAGACAGGAUGACUGGAGAAUUGGAUUUCUUUUUUUGACAUAAAUGGCAUAAAAUCUGUUUUAAUUCUGGACUUUACUACGUUAAACUGUGGACUCGAGCAUUUAUGAAGCAUCAUUGUUUGUUUCCUUUCUCCUGCACAUUCAUAUUACUCCGUUAUCACCAGAUAUAAGACAUCGGGGCACUCAGAAGACUUAGUUUGAAGUUGUGAUUGAAGACUUUUUUGUUUUUGAUUUAGAAGCUGGUAAUUUUAUUUGUUACAGUAUCACAUGGCAGCUGUGUUAGGCAAACCUGGUGGGUAUGGAAACUAAAGGGAAUGGAUGAACUCAAAUAUAAUUCACUAUAAGUUUUUCAUGAAGAGGUGUUUAAUUAGUGAAGAGAUUUCAAAACUCAUGCCUAAUACCAUGAUACAACCAUGCUAUGAUAAAACAAUGUAUGUAUGUGUCUCAUUCGACAAACGCCAAGAUGAUUCUUUAAAUUCAUCUGUUAAAAAAAAAAAAAAAAAAGAAUAACUUGUACACGAGCCAGUGCUUUAAAAUGAACUGAGACUUGGAUUAAAAGUACUUUGACACAGGAAUCCAACAUCUUGCCAUGAUGAUGGCAGUUAAAAAAAAUCUUAAACUUCAGUGCAAAAACAGUUGAAGGCUGUGAUUUGAUUUUUUUUCCACAGAGAAUAUGAAUUGUAUGAACAUUCCAGAAUGUUAAGCCUAAAAAUUCCAGCCUUGUGUGUUUUCUUUUCCUGUUUGUUACAAAAUUGUAUUUUCAUUUUACCUGUAACUCAGCAGGGUCCUGCAUUCUGUUUUCUCCAUCCAUCCUAGUUUUGAAGUUUUAUUAUUAUUAUUAUUAUUAUAAUUAUAUAUAUGUUU
Molecule: messenger RNA, 3514 nt
Organism: Cololabis saira (Pacific saury)
Lineage: Eukaryota; Metazoa; Chordata; Actinopteri; Beloniformes; Belonidae
Gene: clptm1l
Product: CLPTM1 like
Exons: 18
Coding region: 253-1920 (555 amino acids)
Cellular component (GO): membrane; endomembrane system
Source: RefSeq, a predicted model, not a curated record